UUUAUCCGCGAGAUUUGCACUCGGGCAAAGACGGUUGCGGAUUCAACAUCGGCUCUGUCAGCUGCUGCACCUGCUUCUGGCACUGUCGGUCGCUCGGUCGGCGAGUUGUUGGGUUCGAGUCGGCGGCCGACGCAAGUAGGAGCGAGCGAAAAUGAUGCGGUCAGCGGCGCCCGAGUGAGUGAGUAAGAGAAAGAGAGAGAGUGCGUCGCCGGACAGACAACCCGCCCGACACGCCCGCUCGACAAACGCGCUCCUCGGCCGGGGCCAGCCGCACGAGUUAAGCAACGAGUGAGAGCGUAAAAGCCAUACGUCUCUUGAAAGCAGGAAGUUGGACGUGGUCAAGAGCGUCCACAGCCACCCUGCGCACCGUCCCGCCGGCCGUCGAGCGCACAAUUGCCUGUUUUCCUCGCAUAUGAUCCCUGUAAAUUCGUCGUCCUGGCCUCAUCACUAGAACCGCCCUUUUUGCCCCCUGCACCUGCAAUUCAGAGUUUCACGUCGGGCAGCACCCCAGGAGUAUCUGCCGGCGGCACAGCAGCACUCAAGCGCAGCAGCAACCUCUCCAUCUUCGGCAGCGCCCCCACAUUCUUCACGACGGCGGCCACCAUAGUGUCCUCGGACAAGAGCGGUCUGCUGCAUCAGCACCAGUUGGCGCCGUCGCCGGACGCCGUGCCCAAGAAGCAACGCCUCACCACCUACGGAGCCUCGGACGCCGCCGACGACUCGAGAAACUCGACCACCCCGUCGCCACAUCAGCCGCAGCAGCCGUCGCCAGCAGCCAUGGACGCGCCGGGCGGAGUGGCCGCCGGCAACGCCCUCUCCCAGAGCAUGGACUCGGUCAACACGGCGCAAGCAGAGGAGGAGGUCCGAACGCUUUUCGUCAGCGGAUUGCCGAUGGACGCCAAGCCUAGGGAGUUGUACUUACUUUUCCGUGCCUAUGAGGGUUACGAGGGUUCAUUGCUCAAAGUCACAAGCAAAAACGGGAAAACAGCGUCGCCUGUUGGUUUUGUAACAUUUAGCACAAGGGCAGGGGCAGAGGCAGCGAAACAGGAUCUGCAGCAAGGAGUGCGUUUCGAUCCGGACAUGCCGCAGACGAUCCGGCUCGAAUUUGCCAAAAGCAACACCAAAGUGUCGAAACCAAAGCAACAACCGGGGGCCGUGGGCUCCGGCCCGGGGUCCCUCGGCGGCCCUGGCAGCGCCAAUGCUAACUCGGCGGCCGCGGCGGCCGCCGCUGCUGCAGCGGCCUCGGCGCACCAGAGCCUGAUGCUGCCUGGACGUCCACUCUUUCGACGCCCAAUGCAUAAAUCACUAGGAGGCCCCUUCUUCACCACCGCGGGCCCCGAGUUGUGGCCGCACCCUCUCGCGUAUUCGGCAGCGGCCGCCGCGGCAGCCGCCGCAGAGCUGCCAGGCGCGGCUGCACUUCAACACGCAGCCACCUUGGUGCACCCUGCACUGCACCCUCAGUGGAUGAGGACACAGAUGGCUUUGCAGUACGAGAACCAACCGCUCUCGAUUCCUCACCCGACGGCAGCCCUGAGCUCGAUGCACGCCAACUCCAUGCCCCAUUUUCUGCCCUCGCCAGCUCUUGCCUCCCCCGUGGGCUCCACGUGCUCCCAACCGGGUGCUAACAACGGCCCGGCGCAAUGCAACAACAACGGCGCUAACAACGCACCAUGCUCGACCCUCUUUGUCGCCAACCUCGGCCAGUUUGUCUCCGAACACGAGCUCAAGGAAAUCUUCGGAAGCUUCCCUGGGUUCAGUCGCCUGCGGAUGCACAUCAAAGGUGGCUCGCCGGUGGCCUUCGUUGAGUAUGGCGACGUGAAGUGUGCGUCGCAGGCCAUGUCGGCUCUGCAAGGCUCAUUUCUGAUCUCGUCCGACCGCGGGGCCAUGCGUAUCGAGUACGCGAAGACCAAAAUGGCUGAGGGAGGUGGAAAGAACGAAGAGUUCAUUGGUCAUCUUAUAUGAAUAUUGCAAGCGAUAUCAAAAUAACCAACGGUGCCCUUCUUGAAAAAUUCCUGCGCGCCCAGAGCAGCAGCGACUCGUCGUCAUUUAGGCCUGCAGCAGCAAUACACAUUACAUACAAAAAGAAACAAGCAAAAAUAAGAAGCGCGGAAAAAUCGCGCAUUUCAAUUAUACGUGUAGAAAGAAAAUUGGAAAUCUCGACCUGUGCCCUUUUCUGGUAGCCCUUCGAGCUGAACCCUAUCUCCUCAAAUGCCGGAUAAAAAAAAACAAUUGUGAUGAUGACAGAGAGGAAAUGAUUGCUGAAUUGAUUGUGAUCGUUAUUUUUCCAUCCUUGAUUGCAUUUAGUACCGAAAACGCACAUUCCACUGAUGAAAGAUGUAAGUUAUUAUUGUAAUAAGACAUGUGACUCAAGCAUAAUUUUAAUAACGAUAGAGAGCAGCCGUCUGUCAUCAGAAUUGAGUUUGAAAAGUCGUUCUCACCAAAGAAAGAAAGAAAUCAGAGUUGAUUUUCAUACUUGCCUUGCCCCCAGAUUAUUAUAGAAGCAGACAAUCUACGAGCGGAAUUACAAAGAACAAAAAAGACGAAAACAUAUCCGGAACAAAGCUGAACGAAACAUAUCACAACUAUCUGUCCUUUUUUCGACUAAUUGCCUUCUAUUUGCGAUGUGAAAACUACUCGAUUUAUUGUCGUACUUGUCAAAUGAUCUUGAAACCAAAUUGAUUCGAGCUAGUAGCGAGGGUGCGGCCGGCACCAGGUGUCCCCCGCCACCCUCGAUAAUUAUGUGAAUUCCUCUUUUUAUAUAUACACUUGGACGCUCGCGCGCGUCAAGUACUUUUAAGUGAUUUAUUUCGCCGUCGUCGUCGUUUUAAGUUAUUGAAUUUUGUUCCGCCCUUCGGAAUCGUACAUUAUACACUAUAAUAUUUAUCCUCUUUGAUUUAUAAUAACUGUUAGGGGUGAUUUAUACACACUCUCAAAAACCAAGGGUACUUGAUGAUGUGGUAGAUAUGAAAAUACUUUAACAAAGUAAGCAAAUGUGGCUUAACAAUACAUAUCGAAUAUUAAAACUUGUGACUUAAAUUUUCGACUCACACAAAAAUUCAAGAUACAAAAUUCGCGUAAGUUGAUAGACUAACUUGUAAACUGCUCUUCACACGAUUAAAGUAAGAGGGUGGAACUAAUCGGGUCGUUACAAGGGUGGAGAGUCAGGGAGCCGGACGGACGGGCGGCGUGUUUCGCUGCGGCCUCCAACUGCGAAAUCAGACUGACAUCGCACGCGCCGUUUUAACUCUUAUGUGUAACCUCAAUCGUGUAGCAAGACGAGAAUUUGCAACUAACUGAAGCAGUUUUCGGCCGCCGCCGCGACACGCACCCACCGCCGGCUGGGUUGAUUGUGUAUAAAAAAUGCAGCGUAGUCAGUCGACAGCCAGUUUUUUUAGCGAACAAAGUUUAACUCAAAGCAACAGCAGAGUAGAAACAAGAAUAACGCAGUCAAUGAGCAGCAGAGGAUUUAAAGUUAGGGUAUUUGAUGUGUACAUUAAUUAGCCUGGCUCUUUUAAGGACAUAUACCUUUAAAAUUUAAGUGUAAAAAGCUACAAGAAAGAAAGAAAGAAAGAAAGUAAACCAUCAACUUGUUUGUGUGUUUCAUGGUUGCUAUAUGAUAAAUUAUUAAACAAACAAAAAAGAUGAACCUACCAGAAAGACGCGUAAUAAUAAGUAGUUGUUUGCUGAUGAAAAUGUUGGAGCGAAGAAGGUUUGUUUUUUACCACUUGGGUUGAUUGGCGCCAAAUUUUCUCAUGUAUGUCGAUAAAAUAUAAUUUGAAAUGUGAGGCUAAAAUUCUGCUAAACCUAAGUGCCGCUGGAAUUUUUGGAAUAUUCACAGCGUAACACAAAGAGAUGAACUUUUGUUUCAUGGCCGCCGAUGUUUAGGACACACACUGUUUGUUGUACCUUAAUUGCGGAUUGUGUAUGGUUUUAAAAGCAUGACCAAGAAAAGAAAAAUUAAGCUAAAAAUUAGUAAACAAUUGAUUGCUACCCUGAGCAGCGAUGACGUCACAAUAAGACCACUCUCUUUGUCUAACACGGCAGCUGAUAAUAAAAAAACUACCAACACGACACUCUGAUUUACAGAAAAUUAGCUCCACAUAAAAAUUAUAUUUUUGACGUUCUUGUUGUAAUUCAAUGUCGAAUCGGUCCCCCAUUCAGGUUGACCCAAGUAAUAAAAAAUGCAUCUUGCAACAUUCCGUCCAUGCCGAUAAGGAAACGUUGAAACUUUUGUGUAUUACUUAACUAGUGUGUAACUCGUAAUAUUGAUACGCAUUAUACCUAAUUAUAACACUGCUGCGAUUGUAGAUCGAAAUUGGGAAGAUUGUAAACACUAUGUCGCGAGACUUUCUAAUGGGCAAAACGAUGCAUGAACUCUCGAGUUGUGUUGAUUGCUGUUCACAGUGCGUCUUUUGCGUGAAUGGUGAGCGACGCAUAGAAAAAAACAGUAGCUCUGUUGUACUAAAUGAAUUAUAAUACCAAGAAGAAAAAGCUCAAAACUAUGGAAGCUUAGCGCGUGCGAAAACCAGUUUUUCGUCGGCGAACAAAACCGAACAUAUCAAUGAUGAACCUUAUAUGAAAAAAUGCGAUUUUUAGAAUUAACUACUAUCUCGUCUUGAUUCGCUGAACGUUUUUCGGGGAAUAGCAGUGAGCGAAAGUCGACUGGUUUAGGACGAGGGAAUUGAAGUGGUCGGCUGAAAAGAAAAAUGAAUCGUGCAUAUCUCAAAAAAUGUAUUUUUCGCGGAAUUUCAAGUCCAGCCUUGUAAACCAGAGGAUUUUUGAGCCGUUUUUGCCGCUCCAAAACGCAAACCGUCUGCUGGAAAAUUGAGUCAUAUCAGAUUACAUGCCUUGAAGAGAAAUACACGCAAACAUUGUAACAUAUUAUAAUAUUUAUACACACAAAACAUUUUAAGCGAAAUUUUCAACUCCUCUAUUUCUGAUUAGAACCAGAUUGGAGCUUUUUAGAUUGUUUUCUCAAACAAAAACACCAUCCAAUCAAACAUAUCACGGAAAAAUCAAAGUUCCCUGCAAAGAUAACUUAUUUAGCAUGAAAAGAUCUCAUUUGCCUCUUGGAGGGGUGUAUAAUUUUUUUCUUUCCUCCAAAGUGUUUCUCCUGCGUAACUCGGACUCGAGGAGUGUUAGUCAGAAAGUAGACGAACCUACCAAAGUAGCUGGAAAAACGCGAGAUGAAUGUGAAGACGAAGCUUUUGUAGCGUAACCUCCACUAAUUUCGAUACGGAAACAGCAGAGUGUAAAAUUAGUGAGUUACCGAAGCAAACAGCAAAACUUGUGUAUUGUGUGCCUCUUUCUUAACAAAAAAACUACAAUGCGAGAAUAUAUUAUACAUAAAACCUCUAAAGCAUAAGCGAAACUGAUCCUUUCUAUUAAGCAACGUAGUGAUGAGUUCUAGGCGCAGAAAAUAAAAUUAAAACAGCUGAGCCCAUAAGGAAGAGUUGUCAUGUAGCUCGCGCGAAUUGAAAAAAAAAAAUGAAAAUCAGAUUUCGUCUCACGGUGGCUUUUGCGUUCGUUUCUUACAUUAGGAGUGUGUUUCGUGUGUGCGUGUCCCUGAUGCAGAAUCGUAAUGCGGUUAAAUAUUAUUAAAUUAUUAUUGUGAAUGUAUCUUAGGGAAAUCGUCAUCGGUUCACUUGUUACAAGAGCGGGUAAAUGAUUGUCCCGAGAUUGCAUACACAAACAUUUUACUAUGUAUUGAGACCAAAUUUUAACCAAAAAUUUAUACAUUGUAAAGGUUAAUUACAGCCUCUAUUUCACUAUCGACUAUUAUCGUUCUAAUCGAGAGUAAUGGUUUUUGAGUUCCCUUUUUGAUGUUUGUACUGUAUAAAAAUUGAAAACAGUUCUUAUCUUAAUUAUCAUUCAUUCUGGUUAUUAUUAUUAUUAAAGCUAGUCUGUAUACCGAUUUCACUUGUUAAUUCAAUCUCAAUCUGCUAAUGAUUAUCUAAUCUAAUAUUUAAUGAUUAAAAUUAAUGAUGUCUGCUAUUGAGGAUUGUAAUAUACAUAUAGCUAUAAUAUAUAUAUUGAAAUAAAAACCUG
Messenger RNA from Cloeon dipterum, 6048 nucleotides. Its product is annotated as protein couch potato-like. The record is from RefSeq and is a predicted model, not a curated record. Gene Ontology annotation, molecular function: mRNA binding. The transcript is spliced from 12 exons. Lineage: Eukaryota; Metazoa; Arthropoda; Insecta; Ephemeroptera; Baetidae. The coding region runs from base 778 to 1962 and encodes 394 amino acids.